Lachancea dasiensis is the source of this 1032-nucleotide messenger RNA. The record is from the annotation of a GenBank genome assembly. Lineage: Eukaryota; Fungi; Ascomycota; Saccharomycetes; Saccharomycetales; Saccharomycetaceae.
AUGGACCGCUCGCGGCUUGUGGCGGACGCCACCACACUGCUGCCGCCGCUGUCCGGGCUGUCGCCCGCGCAGGUGGUGGCCAAAUACCUCGAGGCCCGCCCGCUGGCUCGCAAGAUCUUACAGGACCCUCCGGACUUCGACAACGAGUUCUGGCGCGCGACCGCGCGCCCCGCGCCGGUGCGCGCGGGCGAGCUGGGAGGGUGCGCGCUGCGCGUGUUCGACAACUUGUCGCGCGUCCACGGCGAGGGCCCCGUGUAUGUGUUUAUCCAUGGCCUCGGGGGCAAUGCCACGCAGUUCGAGCCUCUGGUGCGCGUGCUGGACGCGCUGAACGAGGGCUUCGUGGCGCUGGACCUGCCUGGGUUCGGCAAGAGCGCGGAGGCCCCGCGAUACGCGAUGUCCGCGGUCGCGGCGGCCGUGGGACACACGGUUGCGCAGCUGGUGGGCGAGGGCCACCCGUUGGUGGUGGUCGGCCACUCGCUCGGGUGCCAUGUGGCGCUCCACUUUGUAGCCCAGUUCGGAGGCCGCUACGCGGUGCGCGACGCAGUGUUCCUGGCCCCGCCCGCGCCGGAGUUGCCCCAGCUGCGCACCGCGAUGGCGCGCGCGGGCCUGUUUGUGGCGGGCCGGUGGCCGGUUCUGCUGGACUGGUAUCGCUGGUACUUUGACCAGCACCGCGGCCUCGACAGCUCGGGCAUCCAGCGGUUCUUCCACCGCGGCGACCCGUACCGCAAGCUGUGGCAGUUCCACCACAACGUCCAGAUCAAAAGCAGGUCGGUCGUGGAGUACCUGCGCGGGUGGGAGCGUGUCGAGUGGGAGCACGAGCACAUACGGUCGCUGGCCAGCGUGGUGGUGAUGUGCGGCGACGCGGACCCGGUGACCCCGCUGGCCACGGCCCGGAGUUUCUAUGCGAUGCUGUCGGGCGUGCCAUCGCGACGGUUUGUGGUGGUGGAACGGUGCUCGCACAACCUGUGCCUGGACCAGCCCGCGCAGGUCACUCUGCGGUUUCUGGAGGCCGUGGUGGACCGCCACGGCUAG